This is a messenger RNA of Malurus melanocephalus (red-backed fairy wren), 899 nucleotides long. It is a transcript of the gene BSND, whose product is annotated as barttin CLCNK type accessory subunit beta. Gene Ontology annotation, biological process: chloride transport. Gene Ontology annotation, cellular component: basolateral plasma membrane. Lineage: Eukaryota; Metazoa; Chordata; Aves; Passeriformes; Maluridae. The transcript has 4 exons. Gene Ontology annotation, molecular function: chloride channel regulator activity. The coding region runs from base 1 to 780 and encodes 259 amino acids. The record is from RefSeq and is a predicted model, not a curated record.
AUGGCAGAGGAGAAAACUUUCCGCUACGGCUUCAUCAUGCUGGGCUUCUUCCUGGUCAUGACGGGCAUGUUCAUCAUGAGCGUGGAGAAGCCGCACAUCUACAUCACCUUCUGCGUCCUGGGCGUGCUGCUCGUGGCCGUGGGCAUCACCUGGAGCAUGUGCCAGUGCUAUCCCAAGAUAACGUUCAUCCCUGCGGACCUCGAGGCCAAGCAGUUCCUGGACCACAAACCCAUGAUGCUGCUGCAGCAGAAGGACACCUGCCUGAUUGUCCCCUGCUCCAACCAAGAGGYCACCAGCACCUACGAGAAGAGCCUGCCAUCCUAYGAGCAGAUCCAGGGGCAGGCRGYCAGCUCAGCUCCACUCCCACCCUCGGCACAGCCCAGAGCCCGCAGCUGCUCCCAGUCAGCAGUGCAGGCCAAAGCCGAGAUCCACCGGGAGCUGGGGGGUGCUGGGGACCCCCUCCAUGACCUGGCACCUCGGCUGGAGACAGCAGCAGGCAGCGGCCCCGCCCGGCCGGCCGCGGGCGAUGCCCCGCUCGCCUCCCUGCUGGAGGAGAUGGACACACCAUCGCUGGAGGGKUCCGUGCCCGGCAGCCCCACGCCACACAGCCGGACUGCUGACCGCUCCGGCCGCACCCCGAGCAGCUCCCCGGCCGGGGCAGAGCGCCCCGGGUCCCCUCGGAAAGGCGCUGGGGAGGAGGAUGACCUCUAUUAUGGGCUGCAGGAGGAGCCGGAUGCUCUGCUCAAGGACAACGACGGUCUCUUUGAGCCUGAAAACUGAUUUCCCAGAGGGAAUGGCCUCUUGGCAUGGACUCAUCUCACGGAGGGGCACACAGGUCACAGCCUGGAGGAAAGGUGGCUGUCCCCGAGCUCCUGAGUGUCCCUGUGCCGUGUUGCAUC